GGAAAAUCCGCUUGUACCUAGUUACUUUACUUAAAGUCUAGAUUUUUAAAAAUUUACUGAGCUGAGUGUAUAAAAAACUCGUCUUCUCUUGUGGAAGUUUAGCUGAGAAAAACAGCAAUGAUAGCUUUAGGAAAGAAUGAAGAUUCUCAUCAACAGAAAAUAGCAAAGAAAGCUGACGUUUUCCUUUGUGCAAAAGAUCAGAAGCGUCAAUUUACGGCUUUGCUAUCUUUUUUAGAGUUGGCGGAUGAGAAACAAGUUAAAACGUUCUUUGACAACUACUUUUCUCGGAUUUUUGGUUGUAUUUACGAUGCCUUCAUAACUUGUGAGGCAGCUUGCAGGCUAAGAGUUUUUAAGGAUAAAGAAAUCGGACAAGACUUGCUUAAAGAAUUAGAGGAAAUUUUAAAUGUUUUUGAGCUUGUGCUUUUAAAUUUAAAAACACUUACUGGACGCCUUUGGCAGUACCACAGCUUUUACAAUGUCAUCCGAAAAUUGACUCUUCCCGGCACUGCGUCAGAAUGGAGACUUAAAGGUCUUCGAUUAUUGUGGAUGUGGCUAUGUUGUACAGGAAAUGCUACGCCCAAGGAGUCAAUAGAGUUAUUUAUUGAAACUGUUCCAUUGUUCGAGUCAAUUAAGAAUGAAAGUUUAGAAUUGGAGGCAUUUCUCCCUGCAGGUUCCUCUAAAGUUGAUUCUCACUUAAAAGUUAUUACUGAAACAAUAUCACACUUCUUUGAGUAUUGCGACUCCUUGAUCAAUUCUGACCAAGCUGCUUAUACGUUCCUGAUGUCUUUGUUUACUAAACACCAUUUAUCGCGUCUUUACGGCGACAUCUCUAAAGGUUGCGGUCUUCUGCCCGAAAAGUUCGAAAAAGAGUGCUUUUCGACUUGCCCCGUUGCAAUAAACCUCAUACUCGCUAAAUACUUCUGUAAACUAAAAGAUGAAGAGUAUGUGCAUUGCAAAUUGCUUCCUGCCGUAUUUACAACGUCUAAACAGACCAUGUCAUUGCUGAAUGCAAUACUUCGUCAAAUUUUACUUUCCUCCCCGCCUAAUGAGGAAAAUACUUAUGACUUCGGCUUUCCGCUUUUAGUGUAUUCACGGUGGAGCCUUGCGAAUUCUCCGGAUCCUUUUAACUUUGAAAGCGCAGAUGACGAUGAGGACCAGUUUGUCACGUCAUUUGAUACAGACUCCCUUUCUUUCUGGACUAACUACACCCGUCAAGGACAACUAAGAAUCUACAUUCAGAACGCCAUGGAUGUGUUUAUUACGAUAUAUGAAACUGAGCACGUCAAGCAACAGGUGCGGGUUUGCUUGGACUCACUCUCUUUCAUAAAAGCCAUUGCAGCAGGACAUGGCUCUGAAGACAAUAAAAAACGAACAGCUUGCUCUAAGAAAACCUGGGCGUUCAUGCAACUAAAGUUACUAGAAGUGGUCGAAUGUUUAUAUAAAGAACACAUCUCGGAAAAGCAAACUGCCAACCAACCUUUGGCCACGUUUAUCGUUCGACCGAUCAUGGAGACUUUAUUUGUCGUGUUUAUUCUGUCCAAUGUGAAUAAUCCAAAUCCAUCGAGCUUUUGGUUGUUAUUCACUAGUACGAUUUCCAAGUGUCUUCUUUGGAAGGAUUUUGUACUCGGCUGGAAGAAAUGCAUGCACGUGUUGAGCCAACUGCUUUCGUUGCAUGUGUUUAAAAUUGACCAGCGAAAUUUGCCUUCCAAACUAUAUUUAACAAGGAAGGAUCGUUUUCGAAACGCGCCAACAGAUGAAGGUCCCAAGGAUGGCACUACCAUUUCUCAAAGUGCUUUGAAAAGCAACGCCUCUUCUCUUCCGCCGGAAGUAAAAAGUGAGGAGAAUGUUGCUUUUGCAUCUUUUAAUGAUCUGGAAGACUCUUCGAUUCCAUGGACUCCGCAAAUUGUUUACUUUAUUUGGAAGAAUAUUCUUACUUGCUUGGGCAACAUUAACGACUUAAAUGAUCCCUUCUGCUUCUCCGUUGCAUUGGACUGUCUAAGUGAAACGCACGAACUGUUGAAGUGUAUAGAAGCCAAUCAGGGGAUUCAAACUGAACACGACACAAAAGUUCCUAUAGUCCAGACGAAAAUUCCGCUUUACUUUUUUUUUUCAUGGGUCGUCCAAGCUUCCAACAAGCCCGACUCCUUUAAAACAGGCAUCUCUCUGCUGCUGCUCUUAUCUAUCUAUCGCAUUCCGUUAUAUAUACUAUUUUAA
This is a messenger RNA of Zophobas morio, 2214 nucleotides long. RefSeq lists its product as uncharacterized. Gene Ontology annotation, cellular component: cytoplasm; nucleus. The transcript is spliced from 22 exons. Lineage: Eukaryota; Metazoa; Arthropoda; Insecta; Coleoptera; Tenebrionidae. Gene Ontology annotation, biological process: positive regulation of GTPase activity. Gene Ontology annotation, molecular function: GTPase activator activity. Bases 118 to 2214 code for a protein of 698 amino acids. The record is from RefSeq and is a predicted model, not a curated record.